AACGUGGAAACCAAAACAAAUAUUUUUAUAGGAAAUGUGGAAAAUAGUACCACUAUACAGUAGAGAACCAGCACCUUGCAAAAGAAGAUAACAUCUGUUAGUUGCGGCAAAAAAAUCACGCAAAAAUGGUGAGAAUCUCCGGCAAAGGUGGCGGUGUAGGUCAGAUUCUCGCCGCCGUCGCGGCGGCGUUACUCCUCCGCCUAUUCUCCGGCCCCGGCCCUGCGUACUUGCCGGAAACCGAAACCGAAGAGGAAGAAAACGACGGAGCAAUUUCGGAUUCCGAAGCUUCAGUUUCCGAUAAAGUUCAUCCGGUGACAAUCCGAUGGACGAACAUCACGUGCUCUGUUUCUGAUAAAGCUUCUAAAUCGGUGCGAUUCUUGCUUAAAAACGUGUGUGGAGAGGCGAAACCUGGAAGGCUGCUUGCAAUAAUGGGUCCAUCAGGAUCGGGGAAGACAACUCUCCUCAAUAUGCUAGCAGGUCAGACUGCAGCAUCUUCUAGGCUGCACUUAUCGGGCCUCUUGGAGGUUAACGGUCAACGAAUGUCAAACAAGUCCUUCAAGUUUGCUUAUGUCAGACAAGAGGACCUUUUCUUCUCCCAGUUAACCGUGCGCGAGACAUUGUCUCUUGCAGCUGAACUCCAACUGAAGGACACGUAUUCAAAGGAAGAUAAAGAUGAAUACAUAAACAAUCUUUUGUUCAAAUUAGGUUUGGUUAGUUGUGCGGAUACGCGAGUUGGGGAUGCGAAAGUUCGCGGAGUAAGUGGAGGCGAGAAAAAACGGUUAGCAAUGGCUUGUGAACUAAUUGCUAGUCCUUCGGUUAUAUUUGCUGACGAACCAACAACCGGACUAGAUGCAUUUCAAGCAGAGAAAGUAAUGGAAACACUUAGACAACUUGCACAAGAUGGACACACAGUAAUAUGCUCAAUACACCAACCAAGAGGUUCGGUGUACGCAAAAUUUGACGAUAUCGUGUUGCUGGCGGAGGGUGAACUUGUAUACGCUGGUCCAGCUGGCGAUGAACCACUGACUUACUUUUCAAAAUUCGGGUAUGUUUGUCCGGAUCAUGUAAACCCGGCUGAGUUUCUUGCUGAUUUGAUAUCGGUUGACUAUAGUUCAUCCGACAGUGUUGACUCUUCUCGGAAAAGGAUCGAUAGCCUUGUGGAAUCAUUUUCUGAACAGAUUUCAUCAACGUUUUAUGCAACAACAAUCACUAAAAGUGUGGUCUUGAAGGAAAAUAAGAAAUUAAGAAGAAAACCUGCAGCCAAAGGAAUCAUUGGUUGGUGGAGGCAGUUUUCAUUGCUCCUUAAACGUGCGUGGAUGCAGGCUUCCCGUGACGGGCCCACAAAUGCCGUCAGGACAAGGAUGUCAAUCGCAUCAGCUUUAAUUUUUGGGUCUGUUUUUUGGAGAAUCGGAAAGUCUCAAACAUCAAUACAGGAUAGAAUGGGCUUGCUUCAGGUUGCUGCUAUAAACACUGCAAUGGCCGCACUUACAAAAACUGUUGGCGUUUUUCCAAAAGAACGUGCGAUAGUAGAUCGAGAGCGUGCAAAGGGUUCUUAUUUAUUAGGACCGUACUUGUUAUCUAAGUUAAUUGCUGAGAUCCCUGUUGGAGCUGCAUUUCCUUUAUUAUUUGGCACAAUUCUUUAUCCCAUGGCACGUCUUCAUCCAACUUUAUCUAGAUUCGGGAAGUUUAGUGGAAUAGUGACUGUGGAAUCUUUUGCUGCGUCAGCAAUGGGCUUAACUGUUGGUGCUAUGGCUCCGACCACUGAAGCAGCUUUGGCAUUGGGCCCGUCUUUGAUGACUGUGUUUAUCGUAUUUGGUGGAUAUUAUGUGAAUGCCGAUAAUACCCCCAUCAUCUUUCGUUGGAUUCCCCGUGUUUCUCUCAUAAGAUGGGCGUUUCAAGGACUUUGCAUUAAUGAAUUUAAAGGCCUCGAGUUCGAUCAUCAAAAUUCUUUUGAUAUUCAAAACGGAGAACAGGCUUUAGAGAGGCUCUCUUUCGGGGGUAGCACGAUAUCCGAGACAGUGAUGGCCCAAAGUAGAAUUCUGUUAUUCUGGUAUUAUACCACAUACGUCCUUCUAGAGAAGAACAAGCCCAAAUACCAACCACUUGAACCACCACCCAUUGACCAACUUGACGAACCCGAACCACAAAUAGAACCGGAUGAGCCUGUGGAAAGCGAUGACUCACCAGGCCAAUCGUUCGAGAUACUCGAGACUCCAAAUGUUGACCAAGGUAAACCCGAUCCACUGCAGCUUGAACCUCCUCCGGCUGCAGCCCAACCUAGUCUGUUUGAGCUAGACGGUUUGUGAUUAUCGAACUGUUUUGUUUCAUUGAUCUCGUACAGGUUCUUCGAUAUAAAGAUUUGCAUGCAUGCUCCAUGGUGGAAAAAUAAGCAACAUGCAGUUACCUAGUAACUGUGUCCUAGGUAGAUCUCAGUAGCGGUUUCGGUUAAACUUGUCGGAUUAUAGUUUACAUAUGAAAAAGAAAGAUCUAAUCUACUGGUGGCUUCUUGUCACGUACUAAUGACUGGAUCUUUAAUAUAAUCCUUCAUGAAUUUCUGGUAGA
This is a messenger RNA of Helianthus annuus (common sunflower), 2562 nucleotides long. Its product is annotated as ABC transporter G family member 7. Lineage: Eukaryota; Viridiplantae; Streptophyta; Magnoliopsida; Asterales; Asteraceae. The transcript has 11 exons. The record is from RefSeq and is a predicted model, not a curated record. Gene Ontology annotation, molecular function: ATP hydrolysis activity; ABC-type transporter activity; ATP binding. Gene Ontology annotation, cellular component: membrane. The coding region runs from base 126 to 2306 and encodes 726 amino acids.